This is a messenger RNA of Neocloeon triangulifer, 1033 nucleotides long. RefSeq names its product vacuolar protein sorting-associated protein 29 (gene Vps29). The transcript is spliced from 4 exons. Lineage: Eukaryota; Metazoa; Arthropoda; Insecta; Ephemeroptera; Baetidae. The coding region runs from base 104 to 655 and encodes 183 amino acids. Gene Ontology annotation, cellular component: endosome; retromer complex. The record is from RefSeq and is a predicted model, not a curated record. Gene Ontology annotation, biological process: intracellular protein transport; retrograde transport, endosome to Golgi.
UCAAUAGAACGCCACGCCCCUCGCUUCAUGUGAUUUUGUGAUUUCGGCGAUUAAGGCGUUACAUCAAUUAACUGACAGCACUUCUUGCCCUUUUGAACUUACAAUGGUUUUGGUGUUGGUGUUAGGGGACCUGCACAUCCCGCACCGGUGCAGCAGUCUUCCAAACAAGUUCAAGAAGUUGCUGGUGCCCGGACGCAUCCAGCACAUCCUCUGCACGGGCAACCUUUGUGCGAAGGAGUCGUUUGACUACCUCAAGACACUCGCCAGUGACGUCCACGUCGUCCGAGGAGAAUUCGAUGAGAACUUGAGUUACCCUGAGCAGAAAGUGGUGACCGUCGGACAGUUUAGGAUCGGAUUAUGCCAUGGUCACCAGGUUGUACCUUGGGGUGACCCUGAAGCGCUGGCUCUAGUUCAGCGUCAAUUAGAUGUGGACAUUCUCAUCACAGGGCACACCCACAAGUUUGAGGCGUACGAGCACGGAAGCAAAUUUUACAUCAACCCCGGAUCAGCCACUGGCGCCUACCACCCUCUUGAGAACAAUGUGGUGCCGUCGUUUAUGCUGAUGGACAUCAAGAGCUCAACAGUGAUGACUUAUGUGUACCAACUGCAGGGAGAUGAGGUGAAGGUCGAGCGCAUUGAGUACAAGAAAAACUGAAUCUCUCGAAACUAAACUUCCACGCAACUGAAAACGGAGCAAACAGACUCUCAAAUCUACAUCAGAAUUGUUGAUUAUUCGAUAUGAGGCCUCCAAGUUAUUUUGACAGUGGGAGACCAAAUUCCAGUGGUAAUAUUAAUCUACUUUAGUCUUAAUUGUAAAAUACAUAACAAUGUUGUAUUGCUGCAGAGUUUUGUGUGAACUCGUUUGUUUUUCUGCAAAAUCGUUUGUAAAAAGUCUAUUUAGGCCGACGGGUCGAAAUGUCGUGGCGUCAAUUUUAUCUCUCAUUGUUUGGCUGAAACUUUUGCGCAUUAUUUUGUCUUGCUGACGAAAAUAAUUUGAGAUCAUUGAUUCAAUAAUAAUAUUCAUUUAUUUACA